Messenger RNA from Linum trigynum, 1333 nucleotides. NCBI's taxonomy places the organism in Eukaryota, Viridiplantae, Streptophyta, Magnoliopsida, Malpighiales, Linaceae. The record is from the annotation of a GenBank genome assembly.
UUAUUAAUGUUUCUUUUGACUACUCUACCAUUAGAGUACAAAUACUGACCAUUAGAGUAUGUGUAGUACAAGUACUAUUGUGUUAUACUACGAGUACUGUUAUGUAAUUGGGAGAGUUAUAUUCCUUAUCAGAGUCGUAGAAGUUUGGUAACGUCCGUAUUAGUUUUAAGGUUAUUAUAGAAGUCAGUCUAUGUAAUCUAUAAUUUGCAGAUGUGGGGUAACAUUGGAGUCCUCGCAGACUACGUGAUUUGCAACAAACUCGCACUUUCACCGGACCGCAUCACACAUAGGUGUUUGUUCGUGAUCCCCAUUGUGCCAUCGAUUCUGCUGACGAUAGGAACGGUGGUGAUGCCAAAAUCCCCUCAUUGGCUAAUCAAAACCAGGCUGAGGGUCGACGAGGUGAAGCAGAUCAUGGAAAGCGACGAGAAAAGCACGGCAGAGAUCGAUAGCUUAGCGUUUCAGAUGGAACACCUAGCAGACCACAUACCUUCGUUGCGCUUCAUGUGGAAGGACUUCGCCCGACUUCUGUUGCGCCGCAUUGCCAUCUCCGCCACGCUCGUAUAUUCGCUUCGACACUUCGGGGUCGACGCCUACCUCAAGCUGGAGAGCCUGUUGGCUUUGUACGAAGUCGAUGAGAAGUUGUUGACCAAAGCGAACAAGACGAUUCUCUUCGUGAAGGCGAUCUGUGCCAUGAUCUCCAGCCGCGUGGCAGACAAAGCCGGGAGCCGGUUCCUGCUGCUGCUCAGUACUGUAUUGCUCACCAUUUUGUUUAUGCUCGCAUUUGGGCUACCGUUGGUCAGCAUCCACAACAAUGCCGCCCCUCGUCAAGUCUACGGUAGCAGCGCCAAAGUCCUCAGCCUGGUGGCCUUCGUGUUGGGAAAUCAGAAUUCGGUGAAAACUGCAUGUGUAUUAUUACUUAAACCACAUAGGGUUUAUAUAGAGUACAAAGACUGACUAUUAGAGUAUGUGUAGUACAAGUAGUACUGUGUUAUAUUACGAGUACUGUUAUGUCAUUGAGAGAGUUAAAUUCCUUAUCAGAGUCGUAGAAGUUAGACAAUGUCUGUAUUAGUGUUAGGGUUAUUAUAGAUUACAGAGACCGAAUUCUAUAAUAAUGCUAACACUAAUACGGAUGUUACCUAACUUCUACGACUCUGAUAAGGAAUAUAACUCUCCCAAUUACAUAACAGUAUUCGUAGUAUAACACAAUACUACUCGUACUACACAUACUAUAUUAGGGUUUAUAUGGAGUACAGAGACUGACUUCUAUAAUAACCCUAACACUAAUAUGAAAAUUACCUAACUUGUAAGACUCUAAUAAGGAAUAUAAUUCUGA